Hermetia illucens (black soldier fly) is the source of this 1090-nucleotide messenger RNA. It is a transcript of the gene Dh31, whose product is annotated as diuretic hormone class 2. Gene Ontology annotation, biological process: body fluid secretion. The transcript is spliced from 5 exons. Bases 354 to 815 code for a protein of 153 amino acids. NCBI's taxonomy places the organism in Eukaryota, Metazoa, Arthropoda, Insecta, Diptera, Stratiomyidae. The record is from RefSeq and is a predicted model, not a curated record. Gene Ontology annotation, molecular function: G protein-coupled receptor binding; diuretic hormone activity.
GUUAGUUUCACUGUUGCUUACGAAUCUGUAACGUGCGGUUCUAUAGGGAAAGGAGUCUGUUAUAAGGACUUUUUCCUAACACUGUUGCUGGUCAAGAGUGGUUUAACGGAAAUAUAGUGGAAAGUAAGUCCGUUUGAGAGUGGUGCGAACAUCCUUCGUGAAUUGUUAAUUUGGCAAACAAGGACUGCUUGAAUAGAGUUGGUGACCCUAAAAGAACAAUCUGUGUAAGACAGUGUGAGCAACUUGUUGCGGAGACAACUGACCCUUAAUUAGGUGAAACUUCGAAGGACUUGGCGUUCGACUAAUUGAUUGCCGUUAACGGUUGAUUGGAGAUUACAAAUACUUUCGGAAUAAUGUCAUCGAAGGGAUGCAUCACAACGAUAGCUGUAGUAGGUCUGAGCCUAUUAUUAGCAACAUUGACAGAGUCAGCACCAAUGCCCAGGUACUACAACUACUAUGACGCCAUGCAAGAGAUUCCACGCGACGAGCUAAUGGCAUUUAUUGCACGACUUGGAGAGACUGUCUUGAAGACGCAAUACGAUCUGGGAAAAAACGCUCCUAACAUGGAUCUAAAUCACAUUAAAGACCAAUCACGCGAAUAUGCUUCAGCCCCUGGCCUACCAUACAACAAUGAAGACUUCUUACAAUUGGCUAGUAAUAAACAGGAUCAUUUCGGAGGCUCAAAACGUACGGUAGACUUCGGCCUAGCCAGAGGAUACUCAGGAAUUCAGGAGUUGAAACAUCGCAUGGGAAUGGCUGCAGCCAACUACGCCGGGGGACCAGGACGCAGACGACGAUCAGAAACAGAGGCCUGAAUUAACCACUGAAAUUGCAAUAUAAAUACACCUACAUCUAAAUGCAUACUUAAAAAAAAUAAGUUUACGAAAUGGAAGAACCAUAACCUCACAUUAGAUUAUGUAGACUAGAAACUUUUGUGCUCAUACUAACUAAAUCUUGAGAUUCAUGUUCGACAAACACAACCAACUUUCCAUAAAUUCCUUGAAAAUAUCAUCAUAAGUACUUAAUGUUGACUACAUUUAUUGCAUGUUGCACUUAAACCAACUAAAUCUAAUAUGGCGGAUCAAAAAAA